Pistacia vera is the source of this 2134-nucleotide messenger RNA. RefSeq names its product bifunctional riboflavin biosynthesis protein RIBA 1, chloroplastic-like. Lineage: Eukaryota; Viridiplantae; Streptophyta; Magnoliopsida; Sapindales; Anacardiaceae. Gene Ontology annotation, molecular function: 3,4-dihydroxy-2-butanone-4-phosphate synthase activity; GTP cyclohydrolase II activity. The coding region runs from base 117 to 1757 and encodes 546 amino acids. The record is from RefSeq and is a predicted model, not a curated record. Gene Ontology annotation, cellular component: chloroplast. Gene Ontology annotation, biological process: riboflavin biosynthetic process. The transcript has 7 exons.
CUCCUCUCAUACUUCUUAAACUAGUAUAAAAAAUAACGCCCACCCUCCUUCAUUUUGCUUCAUCUCUCAUUCUCUUAACAAUUCAACACCAUAACACCAUUCAAAACUUAACAACAAUGGCUUCCAUCAAUCUCUCUUCAGCUCUCUCUCCUCCUCUAGCAUGCAAAAACUUUAAACUUUUCAAUGCAACGCCCUUGAUACAGCUAACGGGUAAAUCAUCCGUUAGUUUCAAGGGUGUUGGCAAGAAUAGAGCUAUGCUGGUGUCAGGAGAAGGUGACCUCUUGUCAUAUCCCAAUGGUCAUAACCUUGCAACGAAAAGUGCUCUUGUUGAUGAACAAUCAGUUGGGAUUGAGGUACCGCCUGAUGCGAUAGCAUUGGAAGCCCUUGCAGCAGAUACUGCUCCCACAACUAUUGGGUUUCCCAUUGAUAGUGAUGAAUUUGAUUUGGAUUCCCCCACAGAAGGUUUUUCUUCUAUACCUGAGGCCAUUGAAGACAUUCGCCAAGGAAAGCUUGUUGUUGUUGUGGACGAUGAAGAUAGAGAAAAUGAAGGAGAUCUAAUAAUGGCAGCUCAAUUGGCAACACCUGAAGCUAUGGCAUUCAUUGUAAAACAUGGAACUGGAAUAGUUUGUGUCAGCAUGAAAGGGGAAGAUUUGGAGAGGUUGGACCUUCCUCUGAUGGUAUCACAAAAGGAAAAUGAGGAGAAACUUUGUACUGCGUUCACUGUCACUGUGGAUGCCAAACAUGGAACAACCACAGGGGUGUCAGCUCGUGAUAGGGCAACAACUGUAUUAGCUCUUGCUUCUGGGGAUUCAAAACCUGAGGAUUUUAACCGCCCAGGCCAUAUUUUCCCUCUGAAAUACAGGGAGGGUGGUGUUUUAAAAAGAGCUGGACAUACAGAAGCUUCUGUUGAUCUUGCCAUGCUAGCUGGGUUGGACCCUGUAGCAGUUCUGUGUGAGGUUGUGGAUGAUGAUGGUUCCAUGGCUAGAUUACCGAAGCUUCUUGAAUUUGCAAGGCGGGAAAACUUGAAAAUUAUAUCCAUUGCUGAUUUAAUAAGAUAUAGGAGGAAGAGAGACAAAUUAGUUGAUCGUUCUUCAGCUGCAAGGAUACCUACAAUGUGGGGGCCGUUUACAGCUUACUGUUAUAGAUCAAUCUUAGAUGGGAUUGAGCAUAUUGCAAUGGUUAAGGGUGAUAUUGGGGAUGGUCAAGAUAUUCUUGUAAGGGUACAUUCUGAAUGCCUCACUGGAGAUAUAUUUGGGUCAGCCAGAUGCGAUUGUGGUAAUCAACUUGCACUUGCAAUGAAGCAGAUUGAGGCUGCUGGUCGGGGUGUAUUAGUUUACCUCCGUGGGCAUGAGGGAAGGGGCAUUGGUUUAGGUCAUAAGCUUCGUGCUUAUAACUUACAGGAUGAUGGGCGUGAUACAGUGGAAGCAAAUGAGGAACUGGGGUUGCCUGUUGAUUCACGGGAAUAUGGCAUUGGUGCACAGAUACUAAGGGAUCUGGGUGUUCGAACAAUGAAGUUGAUGACGAACAACCCUGCUAAGUACAUUGGACUCAAGGGCUAUGGGUUGGCUGUUGUGGGAAGAGUUCCCCUGAUAACUCCCAUCACAUCAGAGAAUAAGAGAUAUUUGGAGACUAAACGUGCUAAAAUGGGCCACGUUUAUGGGUUAGAAUUAAAUGGCCGCUUAAACAGUCUCAUUAGCAGUGGCGGUAAUGGAAAACCAAGCGUUGCUUCAUCAACUGACGCUAAGUCCGACUCAUAGACCAAUCUGCUUGUUUGACUGUGAAUGAGGAUGAACUCCGACAUGAAGAAAAGGCAGAAUAGUGUUAUCACCUAAACGGUUAAAGAUACAAGGUUUAAUUUCUCUCUGUUAUACUUAGUCCAGAUUCAAUAUUUUGUAUUUGACGUGCAGAAGCAAAAUUUGUGCUAAUACUGUAAUAGUGUUGUUGAGGAAGAGCGAUUCAUUCAUUUUCUCCAUUAUUGUUAUUGUAAGCCGGAUAUAAGAAAUCAAAUUUAUUGAAUUUGAGUUAUCCUUGACGGGGGCAUACUUACAAUUAUUCUAUUUCUCUUUAAAUCUUCAUAAUUCUGAUAGGUGAUUUAAACUUGAAGAAGAAGUUGUGUACAUGAUAUGAUUUGAUU